Messenger RNA from Mya arenaria, 3020 nucleotides. Its product is annotated as E3 ubiquitin-protein ligase RNF139-like. The transcript has 2 exons. The coding region runs from base 100 to 2160 and encodes 686 amino acids. Gene Ontology annotation, biological process: ubiquitin-dependent protein catabolic process. The record is from RefSeq and is a predicted model, not a curated record. Gene Ontology annotation, molecular function: ubiquitin protein ligase activity. Lineage: Eukaryota; Metazoa; Mollusca; Bivalvia; Myida; Myidae.
GUUUUACAUACGGAGAUUUGGUAAUAUUUAGUUUCGUUUUUGAAUCCAAGCUUAACUUGGCCUGAAGUAUACAAAAAGCGUUUCAGCAAAAGAAAAAAAAUGGCAAAGACAAUAAGGACAUUUUGUGAUGUUUUAAAUGCGAAAAGUAAAGAUGUUGACAGUAAAUUGUCAGAAUACGGCUCAUAUGUGGACGACUGGUACGAUGGUUUAACAGGAAGGAAGAAAUACAUACUGGAAGUGACCCUGAGGUUUCCACUGGUUGUGAUUAUGUAUCUCUGGAUGACUUGCCUUGCUCCUUACUACAACAACUGGCUUCUAGAUGCACCUUUCCUCGUCGUUAGAUAUACAGGACUCUUGUUUAUCUUGGUGAGGUUUAUAUCCAGUUUCGAGAGCAUCUUACCGUUCUACGUGGCAACGUUUUUAGUUUCUGUAUCUUCCGUUGUUUCCCAAUACGUAUACUGGAUUUCCCGAAGUGCAGCUGAGGAAGUGUGUUUUCAAGAUGCACUUGUACCUUGCUGGAGCGCCGGAGAUCCGCUAUGGACCACUACCUUUUUUGCAAUCGUUCUGCGGAUAUUGUGUAUGUUCCAUUUAUUGUACUAUUCCGUUGAUGCAGUCUUAAUGGUUGUUUCUUUGGUUUCGAGUCUAAUAACCCUGCUCAUCUGUUCGACAUCCUGGUAUAUUGUAGCUGAAGUAGACUACCUGGCUAACGGUUUCUUCUUGAUCCUCUCACUUUUAAUGAUAUAUGUGCGGUGCGAAGAAAAUGACGAAUCGAGUGUUAACAAAAAACUAACAAAAUUACGUGGUCAGUUAGCAAGAGAAGAAGACAGUGGAAGAAGAACACAUGUUGAUGAUCUUUUGAAAUAUUAUGAGAUGAAAAAGCAAAGAAUUGAUGCCGAUGACUGGAAAGUUAAAAUGACAAAGGAAGUUAUCGAUCUAAUAACCGCAAUAUUUGCUAUUUUUAGCAUGAUGACCAUCCUCUUGAACCUAUCUACACGGCUUUGGACUUUGCUUCAUUAUUCUAACAAUAUUUAUUUAGAGUUGAAUCACUUGAUUGAUUCCAUUUUCCCUUCUGUGUCAGAGAGUUGCAACAAUUGUAUAACGUUUGUUGGAUUGACCUUUGUGUUUGGAAAAAUGUCCCAUAUAUUAAUAUAUGCCAUCAACAAAUUCCUAAACGUGGCUCAACCUAACUUUGAUAACUUGAAGUAUCAAGUAGAAAUUUUCUUCGUUAGCGCUUGCGUCGAGGGAGGUAUCAUCUAUGCUGAUAUAAAAACAAGGGAAAGAAAUUUAGAGGGUGUUUUGUUGAUGACGAUGUUUCAAAUUUUCUUGCAUACGCUUGGCACAGUAGAAAAUGAAAUUCUUGCCCUCGCAAACGAGGGAGGAAGAACACCACCCAUGCGCCUGAUGAAACUUGGAUUGGUCUUAGCAGCCAUAACAGUCGUUCCGACAUAUUUUGUCAUCACACAUGCUUCACCGGCUUUACAUGUCAAUGUUUGGAAUCUGAUCAAUCUCGCCGGAAAUCUGACCUUAUUAGUAAGGGUAUUUUACAUCCUUGUAGAAUGUUUCUUGCUUUGGAUUUCAUGGCAUUUAACUCAGUUAAACGACAAUAUCCAACGCGCUUUAAAUUGCGUCCGGGUGAUAAAAGGGUUUUCAAUUUUGACGACGACUCUAUUGAUGGCAUACUAUCGCUUGAUGGCCCCUUUUUGGGUGGCAUUUUUCUGGUUGCGCGUAGUUUCAAAUAUCAUUUUGGUAGCAUUGGUUAUCGUUCGCGUCAUUAACAUUGAAUGGGCAAAGUAUAAGAUCAGAAACGAGCUCCUGGACUUUAUAAUUGGACUUCCAAACGCCUCUACAAAUGAAGAAAACAUAGAAUGUUCUGUAUGUUACAAUGACAUGGAUGCUGGGAAGAAACUUCCUUGUGGGCACAUGUUUCAUCAUGAUUGCCUCAAGAGAUGGUUUCAGGAGCGAAUUUUGUGUCCAUACUGUAACACUGUCGUGCACAUUCCCCGACGAAUCGUAACGCCCGAGGGUCAUGUAAUCGUCAACCAGAAUCAGGCAGGUAUAGAUCAGCAGAGGCAACAACAGCUUCUACAAAAUCAAGAACAGCAAGUGCAACAGAGGGAAAAUCAACUUCUACCAGAACAUCUCAACGAACAUACUCAAUAAGAAUUACUUUUCCUAUAAAACGAAAACCCUUCCAGUGACUACAUAAUGAUAAUGUUAAGAACUGAUGCAAGUUGAAAAGUAUCGUACAUGUCAUUAAAACUGACAAAUGUCCAUAAAUGGUAUUUGUGUCCUGUUUGACAUGUUGCUUAUACUCUAAACGUAUAUCGUAUGCCCGUUAUAUAAUGAAUGUCAUGUUACUAUUAUUGGUUAGUGGUAAUUUGCUUGUUUGUUUUCUAUGUUACAUAUUCAACUGACAAACUGUAAUUAAAGAAAUAAUUUGAUUAUUAUGUCUAAAUUAAUGUUUUGAUAUAUAAUAAAAAAUAGGUUAAAUAAUUUUAACGAUGAAAUGUUGGAUUGGAUCCGUUGUAUGUUUGAAGUGUCCCUGUAAGGUACAUAGUUCUUAUUUUAGCUCUUAUAAUUAAAUACUAAUCGGCCCGUUAUUACUUAUAUGAUGGGUGUUUUUGCAAUUUGAUCGUGUGUGCAACGUUGAUUUAUUACUGAUUAUAUGUUUCAUUACCUAUUAAAUGCGCAUGCGUCUGUACAAAUGUACAAAUCUGUUCAUGGUUUCUUGUUAUCACACCAGACUUGUAUUUGCAAAACAUGUAGUUACAGUUUAUAUACACACAAAUAAAGGUACACUUAGGUUCUCAUCAAUAUAACUAGCAGUCUAUCCAUAUAAGUGAUGGUCUGUUUUGGGUGUUAAGUUCUCCUUCCUGUGACCUUGCGAUUAAAUUACAGUUUAAAUCCAAUGCAUGUGAUGGGUUUAGAGUAUUUAAGAAUAUUUUUGAUCUAACACAAUUUCUUAUGAUUAUCUAUCAGGCGUUCAGAAGUCGGUUGUAUCCGCUAACCAGACGGAUCUG